Messenger RNA from Talaromyces proteolyticus, 1064 nucleotides. RefSeq lists its product as uncharacterized. Gene Ontology annotation, biological process: maturation of SSU-rRNA from tricistronic rRNA transcript (SSU-rRNA, 5.8S rRNA, LSU-rRNA). The record is from RefSeq and is a predicted model, not a curated record. Gene Ontology annotation, cellular component: 90S preribosome; nucleolus. Lineage: Eukaryota; Fungi; Ascomycota; Eurotiomycetes; Eurotiales; Trichocomaceae. The transcript has a single exon. The coding region runs from base 18 to 989 and encodes 323 amino acids.
UUUUGUGGUAGGUCGAAAUGGGUAUUUCGGAGUCGAUGAAUAGACAUGUUCGUGCGCGCUACGAAGAUGAUGAUGAGCAAGAGGAGUUUAGCUCCGAGGGAGACGAGGAUGUCGACGGGGGGUUGAGUGAUGCGGACGAUGCAUCUGGCGACGAAAUUGACAACGAGAGCGAGAAUGACAGUGAAAGCCAAAGCGAGAGUGACAAAGAAGACAUACAGUCGCAAAUCCGCCAAGUAUCAUUCGGUGCCCUCGCCAAAGCGCAGGCCUCAUUAGGCAAACGCAAGCGCGACCAUACCACCACCACAAGCUCUUCGCAAGAUGCGAGCAGCAGUACUACACUAGACUCCAUCCGCGAACAACUCCGAAAAGCGCGGGAGCAGAAAGAGCAGGGAUCCUCUCACAAACACAACAGCAAACCCGCAGCACGCUCGUCAAAGCACGCGCCGACGGUGCAAUCAUCUAAAUACGCGGUAUCUCGCAAACGCAUUGUCGUCGAGCCGCCGAAUUCCGUCAAAGCACGCGACCCAAGGUUCGAUCCCACAGUGAUGAGCACCAGCAGCGCACAGCGCAACAGCAAUGCGGAGGCGACGAAUCGUGCAUAUUCGUUUCUGGACGAGUACCGCAGCGCGGAACUUAAGCAGCUUAGGGAAGAAAUGGUGCGGACGAAGGAUGCUGCGCAGAAGGAGAAACUGAAAAGGGCGAUUACGUCUGCGACGGAUAGGCAGCGGACGAUGCAGAAUCGGAAGAGGGAGAGGGAGGUGCUGAGUGAGCAUCGGAAGCGCGAGCGGCAGUUGUUGCGUGAGGGGAAGAAGAGUCAGCCGUAUUAUCUGAAGAAGUCUGAGUUGAAGAGGGAAGUGUUGAAGAAGAAGUAUGAGGGUAUGAAGUCCAAGGAGCGCGCUAAGGCGUUGGAGAGGCGUAGGAAGAAGGUUGCUGGGAAGGAGAAGAAGGAGUUACCUUGGAGUAGGAGAGGCUUGGAAUCGAGUUCAUGAGCGUAUAUCCUCUGUUUAUGUUUGGCGUAUUUAUUCAAUCAACUACAACGCACUGUCAACAAUGCAAAAGUUCAG